Triticum dicoccoides is the source of this 811-nucleotide messenger RNA. RefSeq lists its product as uncharacterized. Lineage: Eukaryota; Viridiplantae; Streptophyta; Magnoliopsida; Poales; Poaceae. The coding region runs from base 61 to 525 and encodes 154 amino acids. The record is from RefSeq and is a predicted model, not a curated record. The transcript has 3 exons.
CCCUCCAGGGUCGGCGUAGUAGGCGAGCGCCGCGUAGGCGUCGGUGGCGCUGAUGAGGACAUGGACGAGGGAGGUGGAGAGGACGACCCCCGGCCGUACCCAUGCCGCCCGCGGAAGGCCUUGGUGAGCGCGACGGGGAGGAAGACACAGACGUCUUCAGCCGCAUCGUCGCAGCCACGUCGUGGCAGGUGGCUCCCUACCUGUGCGCUCUCCCCCGCUCCGGCGCCGCAAUCAAGCCCGAAUCAGCGCCUUCCUUCGUCGUCGAUCUGCGGCCCCUUAACACGCGUGGUCUGCCCGACGCGCCGCCUCCGCAUGCUACACUGGUCGAGUCCUUCUCGGUUUUCUACUGCUAUACCUCGCAUCAAGAAGAUCUUUGAUGGGUUUCAUAAUCGGGAAUGUUCUAAGCUAGCUUUGUUUCUGGCCAUAUUGUUGUUUCUAAUAGCUAUCUGGAUGUGGGAACAUAUCAAGUGGUAUGGAAGAUUAGGUCGUCCCGUGAUGCGGGCUCCCGCGAGCCGUUGGAUCUGAGAUUAAGAGGGAUUGAAGGGAGACAAGGGCGGUUUGAUAUGCCUUUUUCGAAGCCGAUGCUGGAUAUACCUUUACAGCGGAUGAAGAUGAUCCAGCUGGGUCAUGUAAAUUUUUGAUACAUCUGCUUCAUAUGUGAAUUUCUUAUUAAUUUUUGCAUGGGUUAGUUUGCUGCAAAAGGUUGUAUUUUGAAUUGAACUACGAAUUUUGUUUUUGGUUCAUGUUGUGGGCACGACGAUGAAUGGAUGUAAAUCCUUUGGAAAACCAGACAACAGUUAGAUAUGAAGCA